AUGGAAGCCUACCACCCAACUUCCAAACCCUCAAAACCCAAUUUCUUCUCUCGCAGACUCAACCUUUACUAUUUAGUGGCCUUUCUCUGCCUCAUCUUCUACCUCUUCGGCGCCUAUCAACAAGGCGGCCGUAUCACCACCACCGCCAUAGCCGCCACCGGAGUCGGCCGUCCGUGUUAUCUCAAACCCAAGACCAUCAACUUCCAUUCUCUCCACAACACCUCAUCACUACCCUCAUCGGAACCACCCAAGCUGUACCGUCGCUGCGGCGUUGAGUAUAGCGAGUACACGCCGUGUGAGGAUCGUGAUAGGUCGUUGAAGUACUCGAGGAACAGGAUGAUUUACAGGGAGCGGCAUUGCCCGGAGAAGAAGGAGAUGCUUAAGUGUCGUGUUCCGGCGCCGUUUGGGUAUAAGAUCCCAUUCCGGUGGCCGGAGAGCCGUGACGUGGUGUGGUACGUUAACGUGCCGCACCGGGAGCUGACGGUGGAGAAGGCGGUGCAGAAUUGGAUCCGGUAUGAGGGUGAUCGGUUUAGGUUUCCUGGGGGAGGGACCAUGUUUCCUAACGGUGCGGACGCAUACAUUGAUGAUAUCGGCAAGCUGAUCGAUCUCAGAGAUGGCUCUAUCAGAACCGCCCUGGACACCGGGUGUGGGGUUGCGAGCUGGGGAGCGUAUCUGAUGCGGCGGGGCAUAAUAACAGUGUCAAUAGCACCGAGAGACACACACGAAGCUCAAGUCCAGUUCGCUCUUGAACGAGGAGUCCCUGCUCUUAUCGGGGUCUUGGCCUCCAAGAGGCUCCCUUUCCCUUCCCGCGCUUUCGACAUCGCGCACUGCUCUCGCUGCCUCAUUCCCUGGGCCCAAUACGAUGGGAUGUAUCUGAACGAAGUGGAUAGGGUUGUGCGACCGGGAGGGUAUUGGAUUCUGUCAGGGCCACCCAUAAACUGGAAGAGACACUGGAAAGGGUGGGAGAGAACGAAGGAGGAUCUGAACAAAGAGCAAAAGAGUAUUGAGAAGGUAGCGAGAAGCCUGUGCUGGAACAAGGUGGUGGAGAAGGAUGAUAUUGCCAUCUGGCAAAAGCCCAUUAACCAUUUUCACUGCAAACCCAUUCUUCGUUCCUUCUGUCCCUCUCCCAGUAAUCACACUCAUCCUGACCUCGCCUGGUACACAGACAUGCAAACUUGUUUGAGUGGUCUGCCGGAAGUAUCAAAGAAGGAAGAGACAGCAGGUGGCAUACUGAAGAGGUGGCCUGAAAGAUUAAGUGCUGUUCCUCCGAGGAUUUACAAGGGAACAAUGGAAGGAAUUAAUGCUGAGACAUUCCAGAAGGAUUCAGAACUGUGGCAUAAACGAGUUUCUUAUUACAAGGAAGUGAAUACUCAGAUUGGUCAAUCCAGAUAUCGAAACCUCUUGGACAUGAACGCUUACCUUGGUGGAUUUGCAGCUGCUUUAAGUAACAAUCCCGUUUGGGUCAUGAACGUGGUUCCUCCUCAGUCUCAGGUUAACAGACUCGGCGCCAUAUUCGAACGCGGAUUGAUCGGAACCUACCAUGAUUGGUGUGAAGCAAUGUCUACUUAUCCUAGAACUUACGAUCUGAUUCAUGCUGAUUCUGUAUUCACUCUUUAUGAUAGCAGAUGUGAGAUGGAGGAUAUUCUGAUAGAGAUGGAUAGGAUUCUGAGACCUGAAGGAAGUGUAAUUAUCAGAGACGACGUGGAUAUUUUGGUCAAAGUGCAGAAACUGGUUGAAGGAAUGGAGUGGGAGAGUCAAAUUGUUGACCAUGAAGAUGGACCUCUUGAACGGCAAAAGCUUUUGUUUGUGGUCAAGAAAUAUUGGACAGCUCCUGAACCUUCUUCUUCUGACUAAUUUUGUUUUUUUUUUUCA
Molecule: messenger RNA, 1872 nt
Organism: Prosopis cineraria
Lineage: Eukaryota; Viridiplantae; Streptophyta; Magnoliopsida; Fabales; Fabaceae
Product: probable methyltransferase PMT15
Exons: 6
Coding region: 1-1854 (617 amino acids)
Cellular component (GO): endosome; trans-Golgi network; cytoplasm
Molecular function (GO): methyltransferase activity
Source: RefSeq, a predicted model, not a curated record